CUAAGCACUAUACACUAACAACAUGCCCUUUAAUCCAGGUAAGCCUGAAAUAUAAUAAUAACACUUUAUUGAUCCCUGUGGGGAAAUUCUCAUGACGAUCAGGCAUUUUGAACUUCCUUUGAUGCGACACUUUCUCUGCGUGGCUUUGAGCUGCAUGGCUCUUUCUGGAGGUUAAGGUGUUGGAGUACACUGCUGUUUCUGCUUGGCUCCAGUGAAUGAUUUCAGCAGCUACCACAUCAGGGCUGUACAGCAGACAUAACACACAGUAACUCUGAAAAUGGUGGCUCCAUACACACGGAUAAAUCCAGUAUAGAAGUUGGUUCUAAUUGGUCUGCUGAAGGUAAUAUUAAUGGAAGUAGUUACUUAAAACCUCAACAUUAGGGGCUUCCAUUACUCCAUUUUAGAUGUAAAUAACAAUAUUUCAAUCUGUAUGCAAAAGGAGGAGGUUAUUUUUUAUUUCCCAAUAUAGUAUUUGGAAUUAAAAAAGGACAAGUGUGUCAGACAUAUACGUUUAUUAUUCAGUGCCAUUUCGUGUUGCUUGAUAAUGUGUGGGGGACCCCAGGAUCUCAAGGAUUCCUCUUCCUGAUCCCUGCUUCUGUAGUCUGCUUUGGAUGGACCUGCUGUCUCCUGCUGACUGGGGCUCAUCUUCAGGGCGGCCCACCACCUGAAGAGCCUCAAGAGUGUGCCUCAACAUCCCUUCGGAGAAGCUCAGAUCAAGAGCUUAUGAGUAUUCCUCUGUCUAAUGUUGACCAGGAAACAUUCAAGCCACAUUUAAGCUGAAAUAUGCAAUUAUCUUAGCUGUAGGGUUAAAGUUAUGAGUCUGUUCUUCCUCAUGCUGAAACUACUUUUACUCACUGAACAGUGUGAGGAAAGCAGCCUAAGGGAGGGCAUGUAAGCUACCUGGGGCUAGUUAGCCAGUUAACAUUCCCUUGUUCACCGACAAGGGCGGAUCUAGAGAAAUUUUCUUAGGGUGGCAUGAGGGUGGCAUGGAAAUCAGUUGGGGUGGCAAAAUCAAAGCCGUUUCUUUAUACAUUUGCAGGUGUUACAUUCUCUAAUACUGCAUGUACCAUAUAUGGUUAAAAUACAUCAAAUCCAGGGAACUCACAGUCUCUCCUCCCUAGCACCUCAGCUUUGGAGUGUAUGUCUAUUCAUACUUCCUCUGCUGCUUACCUGUUUCACCUUCUUGCCCUGGCUCAGCUUGAUCUUCUUCUUCUUGCUCCUUCUCCUCUUUCGCCAUCCGCAACUACGUCUGCUUUUCCUCCCUGAUCCCUCCUCUUUGUGUGUAAGAAACUAGUGAUGUCAUCCUUUCUCUUCAUACCUCUCAGUAGUUUCUGAAAUCAUGCAAAUGCAGAUUUAACAUUCCUGUUAAUACUUACGAUUACCGCAUUUUGUUUUUGAUGAUAACCACAGGUUUCAGCCUAUACUAUAGCACAAAACAACACUAAAUCAUACACAUUGACUGAUAAUCUCCCUGCACUUCAUGUAGAAAAUGUUAAACCUCAUUUUCAUGAUUCCUUGGGCUAAUAACACUUAUCUUGAUGCUAUUGCCAGAGUGUAACAAUCAAACCGUCUGUGCUGAAAUCUGAAAUGCCCCCGGUGUUGAUUCCAAAUGUUCUCUGUCACCAAUCUUACGUGUGGUCAUAGGUUGCUAUUGGCAACAAGAAAAAAAUAGGGUGCGUUCAACUUCAUACAGCCACUUACAGCGCUGUCUUAAAGCAAUGCAUUCUGGUCCUGAUGCAAUGCAUCAUGGUUAGAUUUUUUUGUCUGGCACUGCAAAACGUCACCACAUGUCACCAUGUCACAUGGUACAAAAACCUCGCGAGAGCAAGAUGACUUAAGACAGAUUGUGCAGCCAGCACGCAAAGGGUACUGACAGUGCUGCACGAUCUGUCUUAAGUCAUUCUGUUCCAAGAAUGCGUACCCAUGCGCACUCGGAAAGUCGACAUGUUGCUGCUUGAUAGGUCUCAUGUCGUAAAGGACUGUCUUACACUUUAUGGCACAGUCGGAUCUGCGUUUUCUGUUACUGUGAAUUACUGCGUUCAAAGCCAGCGAAGCCUGGGACAUAUGUGAGCUAAUUGGAGUUGCUAAAUUGCCCGUAGGAGUGCAUGUGUGAGUGAAUGGUGUGUGAGUGUGCCCUGCGACGGGCUGGCCCCCCAUCCUGGGUAGAUCCUUGCCUCGUGCCCAUUGCUUCCAGGAUAGGCUCCGGACCCCCCGCGACCCAGUAGGAUAAGCGUUUUGGAAAAUGGAUGGAUGGAUGGAUAUAUAUAUAUAUAUAUAUAUAUACACACACACACAUAUAUAUGCACAGUGUACAUAUAUGUGAGUGUGUGUGUAUAUAUAGAAAAUGUAUAUAUAUAUAGAAAAUGUACAUAGAUAGAUAGAUAGAUAGAUAGAUAGAUAGAUAGAUAGAUAGAUAGAUUUAAUAAAAAAUGGAUUUAAGAAAUAAAAAAGGAUACUCAAAUCAGGUCAUUUAGAAAAGGUAAAUAGUUUAAAAACAAAUAAUACAAAGAAAGAACUUAAACUAAAUAAGCACAAUGCUUGUGUCCAUAUAAAAAAUUAUAUAUUUUUUUUACAGUUUAAAUGGUGAUGCUACAAAUAUAAACAUACAAUAAAAAGGUAUUUGAAUUUGAAUCAUAUCAUGACAUAUAUCAAUAUUGGCUGAUAAAAAAAUAUCAAGAGAUUUUUCCCAUAUCGCCCAGUCCUACAUGUAACACGUGCUUGCAUAUUAUUGUUUAAACUGGAGAGGCUUAAGACCUCUACAUAAGCAGAUGCAGUUUGGUUAUAAUUUUGCAUAUUACAGAUGGCAAAUUGCAGUCUAUGGAGGAAUCUAUGGCUUUAGUCGUCUUAUUGUUUACCUUAAUGAUGCAAGGAAUAACGAAGCCUAAACGGUGAUGAUCAUGAAGCAUCAUCUACGGGGAGCCCUCAUGAGAAAGGUCUGACUUGGUCAAAGAAAAUAUUGAAGUUGCACGCUUCAUGGUGUCGACCAGAGGCCUGAACAGGAAUUCCCAUCUUACUGGCAGCAGCACACACAGCCAGAGGCAAUACAACUUUGAAAAAAAUAAUAAAGAGACUGUGGAGAUCUCUUUGGAGGAGUGCUGGACCUUUUCUAUACAAUGUUCUGCAACCUGGACAGGACAGACUAGCUCAACUCAGAGGAAGAGAUCUACAUGUAUGCACUGCACUGGAGCUUUCAUCCUCAUGUCUAGAAGCUGGAAUGGAAUGGAUGGAUGGCUGGAACCAUCAUCGAUUGUGCACAGAAGGAAAUCAGUCAACAUAUCAUUUAUGGACGCAAAAUUAACAUGAAGGAAGUGAAGACCUUCUCUAGCAAUGAAGAAAUGCACUGGACAAGAGAAACCUACUGCUCCAACCUCCACCAGCUGAUGCAGCACCUGACAGCAAGGAGGCUGGGGUUUGACGCGCCGUAUAGCGCGGAGGCAGCGUUCCAGCCCUCCGUCCUGUCGGACGCGAAACAGCCUCCCGCAACCGUGUCCACCAAACGGCGAAAGAGGAAAAAGAAGCCGGCGAACGUCCAGACGCUCACCUUGGGAGCAUGCACGCUCGUUCCUGCUUUCCUCCCAGCGGGUGAGCUGGAAGACUCCCCGGCUUUCCUGAACGUCACCCCCAUCGCUGCCAAGCUGCCCACGCAGGCAGCUUUCCCUGCAAGGGGAGAGCACCCAGCCGCUGCCGACCUGCCACCGCCCCUAAAGCGGUCCCGUUUCCCUCGUCCCAUCCAUCGCCUCCUCCUGGGCGCGCCCGGUGAAGCGAGCCUUUGGGGGGGGGGCUCUGUCAUGCCUGGCGCAUCCGCUCCUCGUGUGUGCCACGCCCCCUGAUUACCCACCUGUACCUCCCUGAUCGUCUCCAGCUUUGUCCGCUUACUUUGAUUAGUCUCUGUGUAUUUAAGUCCUGGUCUGACUCGUUUCCCCUGUCCGUCAUUGUAGUUUGUUGUGCUUAUGGUGUGGUGUAGCGUCUCCUGCCCCCAUUUCAGUAAUAAACCCCAGUU
Brienomyrus brachyistius is the source of this 4000-nucleotide messenger RNA. RefSeq lists its product as uncharacterized. Bases 3228 to 3830 code for a protein of 200 amino acids. Lineage: Eukaryota; Metazoa; Chordata; Actinopteri; Osteoglossiformes; Mormyridae. The transcript is spliced from 5 exons. The record is from RefSeq and is a predicted model, not a curated record.